CAUCUCACAAGCUGGAGACUUAGAAAUAUUCUCAUCAAUUCUCCUUUCCUCCACAAACUAACAUCAAAUUACUAAUAUGUCUGGAGUUUGGGUAUUCAAGAAUGGAGUUGUCCGACUUGAAGAUUGUCAAGGCUCAAGUGGUCGUCGAAAAGUGUUAGUUCAUGUUCCAAGUAAUGAAGUCAUCACAUCCUAUGCAGUACUUGAAAGGAAACUUCAUUCUCUUGGUUGGGAAAGGUAUUAUGAUGAUCUUGACCUUCUUCAGUACCAUAAAAGAUCAACUGUUCAUCUCAUUUCUCUCCCAAAAGAUUUCAACAAGUUGAAGCCCAUGCACAUGUACGAUAUUGUCGUCAAGAAUCGCAAUGAGUUUGAAGUUAGAGACAUAUGAUAAGAAAGAAAGAAAGAAGAUGGCUACUUCAUUUCAAGUCAUUUUGCCAGUGUGCUUUGUUUCUUUGUUUUUUUGUUUUCUUUCCGAUUGGGGGUGAUUUUCUAGUGUGUUGUAAUUAGGUUUGAUAUUUUGUGGUUUGUUUCGUAAUGCUGCAAAUGUUGGAAAGUUGUAAGGACUGAAUGUUAGGAUGUUAAUGUUGUAUAUUUAAAGGUUGUUACUCCAUUUUCAUUAUA
Messenger RNA from Nicotiana tabacum (common tobacco), 618 nucleotides. Its product is annotated as flowering-promoting factor 1-like protein 3. Gene Ontology annotation, biological process: regulation of flower development. The record is from RefSeq and is a predicted model, not a curated record. Lineage: Eukaryota; Viridiplantae; Streptophyta; Magnoliopsida; Solanales; Solanaceae.